Messenger RNA from Cariama cristata (Red-legged seriema), 1088 nucleotides. RefSeq names its product caveolin 2 (gene CAV2). The record is from RefSeq and is a predicted model, not a curated record. Gene Ontology annotation, molecular function: protein kinase binding; molecular adaptor activity. Lineage: Eukaryota; Metazoa; Chordata; Aves; Cariamiformes; Cariamidae. Bases 101 to 322 code for a protein of 73 amino acids. The transcript is spliced from 2 exons. Gene Ontology annotation, biological process: insulin receptor signaling pathway; positive regulation of MAPK cascade; negative regulation of endothelial cell proliferation. Gene Ontology annotation, cellular component: cytoplasmic vesicle; Golgi apparatus; caveola.
GAUCGCGGAGCCCGAGCUCACCCACUCCUUCGACAAAGUCUGGAUCUGCAGCCACGCUCUCUUUGAGCUCAGCAAGUACCUGAUCUACAAGCUCCUGACCAUGGUCCUUGCCAUACCGCUGGCCCUGGUUGUGGGGAUCGUCUUCGCCGUGCUCAGCUGCCUGCACAUCUGGAUUGUGGUGCCUUUUGUGAAAACCUGUCUCAUGGUCUUGCCUUCAGUGCAAACUAUAUGGAAGAGCCUGACAGAUGUUUUCGUCGUACCGUUCUUUCAGAGCAUAGGCCGAUGCUUUGCCAUGGUUAAUAUACGCCUGGACCAAGAGUAAACGUCGGGGAUGCGACACUACUGUAAUUGUAGCUGGUGUGAUACCUCUUUGCUAACCUAACAUGCAAGCACUUACCGUUCAUUCCAAACUGUUGAAUUACGAUGGCUGGUUUAAGUGGGAACAUGCUAUUUUUCUUAAAACUCAUUUAUUUUCAGGGAGAUCAGUUUAAGAAGUAGGCAGUUUUUCAUAGCUCACUAUUUUAACAACAGAGCGAUCGCGGAGUAUGUUGGCAACACUUUAUUUUAAUGGUACGUUGAUGGCGAGGUGGCAGGAGAAUUCUCGUGGAGGUUUAACAGCCACCACAGCGAUAAUGAUUUGGCAUUACUACUAUAAAUAUUUCGAUGAGGAGGCUGUGAUACCUUAGGUGAAACUGAUCUCUAGGGUUUCACCUUGACGUUACUGCAGUUCCACCAGGGAUCAUUUUUGGCCCUCGCUAUGCAGAUUGAUAAACCCAGUCCUUCCUUAUCAGCAGUUAAAAUGAAUGUGACUCGUUGCACAAACAUACAGGGAAAGGAACUGUUGUGUAAUUCUCCUAUAUUGGGGAGGAAAAGCUCCCUAGAAAUUUAUCCCUUAAAAUAAGGUGUUAGCUAAUGAUUUGGAACAUCAGCUAAUCUGUAUAUUUUAUUUAAUGAGAGGUUAACUUUGCUGUAUAUUUUGUACCUUUGUAAAUGGCACUUGGUUGGUUUUUCGAAGCAUUAUUUCUAUAGUAUUUGAAUUCUAACCAACUUACUAGGCAGCAAGAGUGACACACUGCAAAAAAUGACUU